AUGUUAUUUCUCUUCAAAUAUUCUGCAGUUCUGCAGAUCAUCAAGGCGCGUGAGCACUAUCAUAGAUUGAAGAGAGAGAAGAAGAAGAUGUUCAAGUCUCAAAUGUGCUUUAUAAUUCAGAAUAUUGAGAAGACAGCUCUGCUCUCUGAGCAUGUCAAUCUGCUUAUCACUGAGAUGAAACCUGAGACAGCAGAUCAGAAAAUGCGGGAUUUUGAGACACAGAUUGACCUGACUGAGAGAGAGCAGCAGGAACUCUUCUCUGAGAAGAUAGUGAAGAGAGAUUUUAAGAUGAUUAUCAUCUCAGAUGAGAAGAAGAAGAAGAAGAAGAAGAAUAAGAAGUGA
Molecule: messenger RNA, 342 nt
Organism: Blastomyces dermatitidis ER-3
Lineage: Eukaryota; Fungi; Ascomycota; Eurotiomycetes; Onygenales; Ajellomycetaceae
Exons: 2
Coding region: 1-342 (113 amino acids)
Source: RefSeq, a predicted model, not a curated record